UGACAGUUGUCAGAUCAGAUGUCAAUGUCAGAAUAAAUUUCCUUUUUCCUUCGUGUUUUGACUUCAGCUAAUAUUCUCAAUUUACAAAAUUACGACGAAAUAAAGUGUUUCGGCUUUCAGCCUGCUCAUUUGAUGGAUCCUUGGGGUGACAAAGUACAGACUACUGCGGUUGUAUCGGAAUUUGAAGACAAUUUCAAACCGGAGCCACAGGUUGAAAAGCUAUCUGACUCCGCCGAGUAUCUCGCUAUAUUGGAGCGAAAACUCAAGCAGAUUAGAAACAAGAACAAAGUUGUCGAAAACUUGUCCGCAUACCGCGCCGACUGCAUUGAUCGUUUGAUGAGAGAAGGCUGUGAUUUGGACCCUGUCAUCGGUGAUACUGAAUCUGAGAAGCUGCUGCAAGAAUAA
Amyelois transitella is the source of this 405-nucleotide messenger RNA. RefSeq lists its product as uncharacterized. The record is from RefSeq and is a predicted model, not a curated record. Bases 133 to 405 code for a protein of 90 amino acids. The transcript has 3 exons. Lineage: Eukaryota; Metazoa; Arthropoda; Insecta; Lepidoptera; Pyralidae.